CAUGGCUCCCUCAGGGUCUCAUUUAAGCAAAAAGACAGCCAAAGAACGUGCUCGAGAAUACAAGCACGCCAGCUUUUACGAAGAUGGAGGAGUCCUUUUUUGCCGAGCUUGCGCGAGAGCAGUUGACUAUCGUCGCAAGUCGACUAUUGACGAGCACAUCCAGAGCAACCGUCAUCGUAAGAAUGCCGAAACAAGAGACUCUUCCAAGCGAAAAAGUGGCGAAGAACCAUCAGAAGACGUCGCUGGGGGCUCAGGAACACCGAGAAAGCAAAGUCGACUGCAGACGCUGGAAUCGGCAAUGACCGCUGGCGAGGCGAGGCACGACAUUGUGCUCAAAUUCCUGGAUGCAUUGAUAUCUGCGAAUAUUCCCCUAGAGAAGGUGGACAAUCCGAAACUGAGAACGUUUCUACAGACACACGUACGGAACGGCGGGUCGGUGCCUGGAUCUGAUGCGCUCCGCCGACGACUUCCAGAAUUGUUCGAGAAGCAUGAGACAGCGUUGAAAGCUAUGUUUCAAGGUACCACGGUGUCGGUAGUUAUUGAUGAAACCACCGAUGACCGAUCAAAAUCUGUUGUGAAUGUGCUGUUCGUCCAGUCAGCCAGAAGUGCGAGUGCUUCGCUACAACCUGUACUGGUGGAAGUUAAAUUCGUGGAUGAAGUGAACUCGUCCGUGAUAGGCCGCAUUGUAACGAGGACACUGACGAAGUACGGAAUUGAAUUCGAGGACGUGACGGGCUUUGUAAGCGAUAACGCUGCUUAUAUGGUGAAGUCCUUUAAGGAGUGCAUAAAGCCACUUUGCGAGUGUGCUGUUCACAUUACGUGUGUAGCACAUACAGUAAACAUUGUCGGCAGCACAUUGCAGGCAUCUUUUCCCUUGGUGGACAAAUUUGUCGCCUGUAUGAAGAAGGCCUUCAGUCUGUCGAGUAGGAAGAGAGCUUUCUACAAAGCUCAUCUGGAGAAGUGUGGGGUUGAGUGUGCCAAAACACCUCCAGCGCCUGUCAAAAGUAGGUGGAAUUCGUGGAUUGAAGCUGUUGAGCAGCAUUCUGCUUACUUUGAGCACUAUCCUUCUUUGCUAAGGCAAGUCUAUGAAAAGUAUGGAGACACAGCGUGUGUUGAUUCUCUUCUGGAACUUUUGAAUGAACACUCGAUUGAGCUUAAGUACUGCAUGCGAUGCAUUGCAGUGUUUGGCAAAAAAGUUGCAAGCCUGCUGAAAGCAGCAGAGGGUCAGCGUGUAGCCUGCCACAAAGCGUACAAUGCUUUGUUUACACUUUGGGGAUAUUUGGAAGCAGCUGCACAGGAAGAUUUUGAAACACAGCUGAAGAAAGAAAACAUUGCACACGACGAGGCCCAUCGGAUUGCAAACAAAAUGAAGGCUGCAAUGAGUAAAGCGGCUAGCAAAGCUUUAGUAUAUUUGGAGAAGUCUGACACUUGGAAGUUCUUCAAGAGUGUGAGGUGCUUGGAUCCUCUGCAAAUCGGGUGUCUCUCGGAGAAGAGAUCAGAGUUUGCAGGUGUGCCUGGACUUGGGGAGGACUCACUGGCCCUAGCUGCUGAAUGGCAAGUUUACCUGAAGUCCGCCCAAGAACUCAAAUCAAGUGACAGGGACUUGGCACCAUUUCUUUCUAAACAAGAAAAGCCAGGUGAAGAUUUUGAUGUUCUGGCUUUCUGGGCAGGGAUGGAACCCCUGACUCCAACACUUUCUUCCAUUGCCCUUAAAUACCUGUCAAUGCCAAUCAACUCAGUUGAUGCAGAAAGGUCGUUCAGUCGAUACGGUGACAUUGCGUCCCACAAGCGACACUCCCUCAGUGAAGAGAGUACCAAGCACCAUUUGAUGCUCAGUCACAACAGCUUCCUUUUAAUUUGAUGCAAGCAAGCAUCAGUGUUUAAUAGCAUUCAAUAAAUAAACUGUUACAUGUACCUUAUGUCUGUUCAAUGUUACCGCAGAAUUUUGCAGAUUCCUCGAUCUGUAUUUGCAGAAUUUCAAAUUUUCCACCGCAUAAAGUGAGGG
Molecule: messenger RNA, 2005 nt
Organism: Ixodes scapularis (black-legged tick)
Lineage: Eukaryota; Metazoa; Arthropoda; Arachnida; Ixodida; Ixodidae
Exons: 1
Coding region: 2-1861 (619 amino acids)
Biological process (GO): regulation of transcription by RNA polymerase II
Cellular component (GO): nucleus
Molecular function (GO): protein dimerization activity; double-stranded DNA binding
Source: RefSeq, a predicted model, not a curated record